Messenger RNA from Metarhizium brunneum ARSEF 3297, 1248 nucleotides. RefSeq lists its product as uncharacterized. The record is from RefSeq and is a predicted model, not a curated record. Lineage: Eukaryota; Fungi; Ascomycota; Sordariomycetes; Hypocreales; Clavicipitaceae.
AUGAACUACCCUUCACCACGAACACCAGGAUCAACACCGAUCCACGAGUGGGACUAUUCCCGGAUGUCUUCGGCAACGCCCACUCCGUCUCCUCGGCCGAACUGGUUCGACUCGUCGACGCCACGUCGGCCGGCCACUCGAGCCGCUCACUCGCGAGCCUCGAGUUACUCGCAGCAUGGUGGUCUCACUCCCCGAACACACAUGGAGUCCCCCAGAUACAAUAGCUAUGGGGAUUAUUGUACGGUAGAUGUGAGUGCCAAAGAUUUUUCGUCGUCGCGCCGCCACACGGCACACUAUCCAGCUCCUCCCAGGCGCGAUCGCCGUCACUCGUAUACCUAUGUCCGGGCUUCCACUCCCUAUGGAGAAUCCGACGAGGACGAGAUCAUCGAGGUUUUGGGCGGAGGCACUUACGUGCUCCUCGCCGAGCCACGGGCCAGGAGCCGCCGCGCGCCGCACUUGUCGAAGCACGAUGGGGGAUGGUACACUAAUCAGGGGGUCCGUCCGCAGAGCUCUUCGUACAAUUAUGCCGAUCCUGCCUAUGCGCGGGCUUCACCAUACGACUCCCCGCAACCCCAACCACCACAGGCGCGCCCGCCCACCAGCCAUGGCCACUCUCGCCGCUCGUCGGCCUCGGUCCCGCAGCGGCCGUCCACUGUUCGCCCGGCGGCAAGCAGCCAGCGUUCAAAGCCGCCGCCGUCAACGCCAAAGGCGACCGAGGGCGACGCCCGCCGGCACAAAAUUCCGCAGGGCUACUCACUCAAGAACUGGGACCCCGAAGAGGAACCCAUCCUGUUGCUGGGAAGUGUCUUUGACGCUAACAGUCUAGGCAAAUGGAUCUAUGACUGGACCGUCUACCACGAGGGCCCGGACAAGCCCAUCGCCGACAUGGCCGGUGACUUGUGGCUGCUCCUCAUCAAGCUAUACGGCAAGAUCAAGCGCGCGGAAGAGAUUGUAGGCCAGAUCCGCAGCGCCGAGAACAGAGAGAUUAUGAAUGACUUCAUCGAUGCAGGUGAGCGUCUUACGGAUAAAUUGCGAGCCCUCCUCAAGGCCUGCGAGUCGCCCAUGCUCAAGGCUGCCAAGAAGAAGGGCUCAGGGCUUGGGAAGAACUCGGGUGUCGAGUUUGUUCUCACCCUCUUUGGCCGAGACAGAGAGUUGGCCAAGACUGAAAAGUUGAUGCAGGGCAUUAGACUAUUCGAUCUCCGAUUCGAUGCCAAUUGCCAGGAUAUCAUCGACAACCCUACCCUCUAG